AUGCAUUGCGCUACCAUCUUCGUCGUGGCGGCAGUUUUGUCGGUAACUGUACGCGCCCACAUUGCUGCAUAUAACAAGGGAAUGUACUGCAUCAACGGAUCUACUGGGAACAACCAGAACUCUAACGACCCUGUUGUUCCGAUGUACCAACUGCCAUUCGAUCAGUGGUGGAUGCACGCUUCUAACGGGUGCAAUAAACGACCCCCAAAUUCAGGAGAUUUUAUGACAUUACCUGCGGGAUCAUCCGUCGUCCUUGAACUGGCAAGCAAUCAGGCGUUUUCGUCGUUAUCAUACGGGGGCAAACUCACAAGCGACUGGCCCAACGGCCACAACUAUUCAGACAGUCUUAAUAACGCAACCUGCAUCACCGCUCCAAAUCUGCAUACUCAAAAUAAAUCCAUGGCCGCGGGCACUGCUCUCGCUAUCUCGUAUCAAUCUGAUAUAACCAAAGUCACACCUCAAAACCUCGUCGUCAUUAGCGUUGCGUACAACACUCCGUUCAAACGUCUGACUUCGUACGACAUUCCUGCUGGGCUACCUGCCUGUCCCGCGGGAGGAUGCAUCUGUGGUGUGAGUACUGUUCCCCUGUUGGCACAAUCGUCGUUGAAAUCUCGUUUGCUCGUCUCGCAGUGGGGUUGGAUUCCAAAUGGUCGGUGCCAGGUCACAAACCCUGGUAACAAGGUCUUAGGGACGCCUAAACCCCCUGUAUGGUGUGAAGGCAACUCAUCCGCCUGUGUCUCAGGACCGAAACAGAUGCUUUACUGGAACCAGGCAAGCGGGAAUAACAUUGCCGUAUCAGGGAAGGAUCUAUCCGGAAAAGCGAAGAGCCCCGCAUACAAUGCCAAAUGUGGGUUUGCGGAUGGUGCUCAAAACGACAUUUUUGUUAGCAGGUUGUACCUUCAAGGACCUGUUACGGUUGUUGAAUUAAGUGCCUUGGCAAGCUUUGAAAACCACCAAGGUGCAGGCCUCGCGGCAUCAUCUUCAAUUCCCACCAAUACACCUGAGUCAGAGAAGUUUUCCUACGUUCGACUUAGCAGCACCUAUCACAACGACCUCAAGCUCGUCAUCACAUUUCAGUUAAUGAAUGUGGCCGUUUCGCUGUUCACAUUUCGUGAACUCUCCAUGCGCACUGCAUUACAUAUGUACAUCUGA
Messenger RNA from Lentinula edodes (shiitake mushroom), 1152 nucleotides. RefSeq lists its product as uncharacterized. The transcript has 13 exons. The coding region runs from base 1 to 1152 and encodes 383 amino acids. The record is from RefSeq and is a predicted model, not a curated record. NCBI's taxonomy places the organism in Eukaryota, Fungi, Basidiomycota, Agaricomycetes, Agaricales, Omphalotaceae.